Messenger RNA from Brassicogethes aeneus, 403 nucleotides. NCBI's taxonomy places the organism in Eukaryota, Metazoa, Arthropoda, Insecta, Coleoptera, Nitidulidae. The record is from the annotation of a GenBank genome assembly.
ACUCUAUUUGGAUUAUCCUUUGAAGAACAACCUCACCAUGAAAUUCGUUGCCGUCCUUUUCGCUCUUGUAGCUGUAGCUGUAGCUGCCCCACUCGACCAAGACGUCCAAGCUGUAGUCUUGAAACACGAUAAUGACAACAUUGGAACUGAUGGAUACAACGUGGCCUACGAAACCAGCAAUGGAAUCUCCGCCCAAGAACAAGGACAACUCCAAAACGUUGGUACCGAAAACGAAGCUCUAGUAGUACGUGGUUCUUACAGAUACAUCGGCCCUGACAAUCUAGUCUACGAAGUCACUUACUUGGCUGACGAAAACGGUUUCCAACCACAAGGCGCCCAUUUACCAGUAGGACCACAAUAAAUGUAUAAGUAGUUGUAGAUAUGUAAAAAAUAAAAAACCGAA